GGUUCCAGUUCAUAGGAAUCACGAUUCACGCUGCGCAGAAAGGCAUAUCGGUGGCGGAUAAGGUUGGAGCUGGAACAAACUGCGACUCACUGCUGCCCACCAUGAUCCUCCCAGCAAUGCUCCCUUACUUCUCUCCACACUCCUAUUAAAAGAGUCACUCCAGCGAUACACCUACGCUUGUACCAUUAGCAAGUUUGCUGUCGAGUUAGCUUCGUAGUCAAGAUGUCUGAUAUGGAAGAUGACUUUAUGUGCGACGAUGAAGAGGAUUAUGAUCUGGUAAACUCCUCCGAAGAAUACUCAGAGGACAGCAACUCUGAGCCCAAUGUUGAUUUAGAGAAUCAAUAUUACAAUUCAAAGGCCCUGAAGGAGGAUGACCCCAAAGCAGCUCUCAUCAGCUUCCAGAAGGUAUUGGAGCUCGAGGGCGAGAAAGGAGAAUGGGGGUUCAAAGCUCUCAAACAGAUGAUAAAGAUGAAUUUCAAACUGACAAAUUUCCCUGAAAUGAUGAACAGGUACAAGCAGCUGUUAACAUACAUUCGGAGUGCAGUUACACGAAACUACUCGGAGAAAUCCAUCAACUCCAUCCUGGAUUACAUCUCUACGUCUAAGCAGAUGGACUUGCUGCAAGAGUUUUAUGAAACCACAUUGGAGGCAUUAAAGGAUGCCAAAAAUGACAGGCUUUGGUUUAAAACCAACACUAAGCUUGGGAAGUUGUACCUGGAGAGAGAAGAGUAUGGUAAGCUUCAGAAGAUCCUGAGGCAGUUGCACCAGUCCUGUCAGGUGAAGAAACACUCCUCAUCAAUGCAAUCAGAGGUUUUCACAGAGACGGAUGACGGUGAGGACGACCUGAAGAAAGGCACCCAGCUCUUGGAGAUCUAUGCUCUGGAGAUCCAGAUGUAUACGGCCCAGAAGAACAACAAGAAGCUGAAGGCCCUUUAUGAGCAGUCUCUACACAUCAAGUCUGCCAUCCCUCACCCUGUCAUCAUGGGAGUCAUCAGAGGUAGACGCGUCUCUACCUACUCCUUAACUAUAUAACCACUAUAUAACCACGUCUCUACCUACACCUU
Molecule: messenger RNA, 1064 nt
Organism: Oncorhynchus masou masou (cherry salmon)
Lineage: Eukaryota; Metazoa; Chordata; Actinopteri; Salmoniformes; Salmonidae
Product: COP9 signalosome complex subunit 2-like
Exons: 7
Coding region: 223-1032 (269 amino acids)
Biological process (GO): protein deneddylation
Cellular component (GO): COP9 signalosome
Source: RefSeq, a predicted model, not a curated record